AUGACUAUAACAGCAUCGAACACGCUGGAGUUCAAAUGGACGUCUCCAAGAAGUUCACGCUCCAGUUUUCGAACAACAACCGAUGCAGACCAGAAAAUUUCCAUAGACAUGAGCAACACAUAUUGUGAUCAGGUACUCGGACCAUUGUACUCUUACAUGAUGGUCCUCGGAUUAAACCAUACGCACAGUAGCGCUCGAAACACAAUGUUCAAAUGGCCGCUCACGAUUUAUAAUUAUGCAACAUUGGCAGUAUUGACAGCCGCCACCAUCCGACGCAUUUCGCAAAUCAAACAAAAGUCGUCAGCGACGAGCGAGGAAAAAGACGCUGCGUUCCAUGUUCUCAAUCCGACGUUUGUGCUCACACUGUGUCAUGCGUUGCUCAUGUUCAGUGGACUCGCCGCCGCGUUUCUGCUGCUCAAGCUGCAAAAGCAACGAGAGAAAAUGUAUCACGUACUGGAUCAAGGAUUGGGAAGGAAUCGAAGCGAGGAACAUGAUAGCCACCAUUUCAAACUGAACAAGUUGUUCAUUGGCAUAAGUUUCUCAUUUGCAGCGGCUCUCAGUUUUGUGCAAAUCGCUACCAAACUGAAAUAUCUCGACCUUCCAGACACACCAGAUCUCAUUAAUCGGAAAUUAUAUUUUGUAAUAUUGGAAGGAUAUGUGAUUUUCAUCGCAUCUAGCUGCAUUUCACUGGUGGCUAUCCUCUUCUUUCAACUUUGCCGUAUUCUACAGUUUUCCAUUGGUCAGCUCAUUGAGGAAAUGGUCCCAAAAGAAAAAGAAGAGUGUCCCCUACCCGAGCAAUCACUUCAACAAAUCCACGACGUUCAAAUUCAUUACCAAGAAAUCUCAAACGCCAAACUUUACAUAGAACAGAAUUUUUCAUUCUCUUUAUUCUACACAUAUGGCUGUUGUAUUCCAUUAACAUGUCUUCUGGGUUACAUAGCCUUUAGGAAUGGAAUACAGGCUGACAUGGCAGAAACCUUCUCGGUUGUGAUUUGGCUCACCAAUACUAUGCUCGCGUUGAUGUUAUUUUCCAUUCCAGCUUUUAUGAUUGCCGAAGAGCCCGGAGACAAACUGCUCACUGCUUCUUUCAAAAUGUAUCAUGAGACACUUUGCGAGGAACGCGAUCUGUUGGUUUUGUCUCAAAUGAGUUUCCUCUCCUUCCAAAUGCACGCCACCAAACUAACACUAACCGCUGGCAAUUUCUUCAUGAUGAACCGAAAGAUUAUGAUCAGUCUCUUCUCCGCAAUUUUCACCUACUUCCUCAUUUUGGUUCAAUUCGACGCGGAAAAGGAGCGAGCCGGAGAGUGCAACAAUCAGUCGCGAGUUCUGAUUGUUCAACCACCAAUGUAA
This is a messenger RNA of Caenorhabditis briggsae, 1350 nucleotides long. It is a transcript of the gene Cbr-gur-3, whose product is annotated as Protein CBR-GUR-3. The record is from RefSeq and is a predicted model, not a curated record. Lineage: Eukaryota; Metazoa; Nematoda; Chromadorea; Rhabditida; Rhabditidae. Gene Ontology annotation, biological process: sensory perception of taste. Bases 1 to 1350 code for a protein of 449 amino acids. Gene Ontology annotation, cellular component: membrane. The transcript is spliced from 13 exons.